AUGUUACCGGCGCCUCAGCCAUCAUUAUCCCCGGAGAUUCCAGGGAAACGACGUUGCUGGGAGUGCCAACGUCGUCGACUUGUUUGCGACUCUGUCAAGCCAGUCUGUAACAAGUGUCGUGCUUCCGGCAUCGUUUGCCCUGGCUACGACGACAGAAAGCCACUGACUUGGCUCGCACCUGGGAAAAUCACCUGCCGUACUCGACGCAAAGGGCGCGUGGCAGACAAAGACACAGCGACGAAGAAGACCAUGAAGAUAAAGCCAAAGCUGGAUAGCCGAGGUAAAAUCGAAGGUACCGAAGCCUUGACUAGAAGCAGGAACAAAUAUGGCGGAGAGCUCGUCCUUCAUUCAGCUCUGAGGACAGACAUUUGCGACGUAUUUGAAGCCGUACAGUAUUUCAACGACGUGUUCUACCCAUACACCAAGUCAGGCCAUCCGCCAACCAGCAACGUGUUCAUCGCCGAAAUUCCCCUCAAGGUCGUGAAAUAUCUGCCGAUCUCGAUUGCGCACAACUUGGUUGGCAUCGUGUACCAUCAUCGCAUGCAUGUGCAGAAAGAAUGGAAGAAUGAUUGUCCUUCUAUAUUGUAUGCCCAACACCGAAUGCACCAUCAUCGAGGCCUGUCGAUACGGGCUAUCAACGAAGAUCUCGCCAAUCCGAAGACGCAGAGUAGCGAUGUUGUAUUGACAGGGGUCAUCCUCCUUCUCCAGUCCGAGAUCAACGCAUGCAUAACUCCUCAGUGGCGACAGCAUGUAGACGGUCUCCUGGCUAUUCUCGCAUGUCGAGGCGGUGCCCGGGGAUGGGCCAUGUCGGAGCCAUACCGCCAAGCCUUGCUCCUGUCUUUUAUGAUUGUGAUGACUUCGGCGAAUACAACGAGUCCACCUGACAACCAAGUUACAAUUUGUGAUCAACAAGAGUUCAUUAAUUUGAUCCAGGAGAUAUAUCCACUCGGAUUGCAUCCACACAUUCCUUGUCCGAUGCCGCUAUUCUUGGAAAUUUCGCGAAUUAACCAUCUAAGAGCUGAGGUCUCAAAGAAGUCGAUGGACAAGUCAACAGCGAAUGCAGUUGCGGAGGACAUUGUUGCAAGGAUCGAGAGCUUUGAUGGGACGGACUGUGACUCCUUCUACGAGGACAGGGAUCACCGUGAUCUCAUCGCUGCGAUAUUUCACUCUGCAGUGGCUGUCUUCUGCAUUUCUUCGCUGCAGAGCGUUGGAGCCCUGCCCAGAGUCCACCGACUGACAAUGCUGAGAACCAUGCAUGGAAAUCGCCUCUAUUCUCUCAUGGAGGAGACAAGAAAACAUCCACAACUGAAGAAAUCCGUCCAAUGGCCUUUAGUUGUCGCUGGCAUCGAAGCCUCGGUUCGGGUAGAUAAGCGUCGGCUUGUUGCAGAGCUUUACUUGGAGCAAGCCAAGGACAUCGCCACGCCAUUGCCUCUGCACGCUAAGAAUGUUAUGCGCACCUUCUGGGACGGAGACGCUACAGAUUGGGAUGCAUGUUUCGACCAGCCCUACGCAUUUGUUUCAUAG
Messenger RNA from Colletotrichum abscissum, 1524 nucleotides. RefSeq lists its product as uncharacterized. Gene Ontology annotation, biological process: positive regulation of transcription by RNA polymerase II. The coding region runs from base 1 to 1524 and encodes 507 amino acids. The transcript has 4 exons. Gene Ontology annotation, molecular function: zinc ion binding; transcription cis-regulatory region binding; DNA-binding transcription factor activity, RNA polymerase II-specific. The record is from RefSeq and is a predicted model, not a curated record. Gene Ontology annotation, cellular component: nucleus. NCBI's taxonomy places the organism in Eukaryota, Fungi, Ascomycota, Sordariomycetes, Glomerellales, Glomerellaceae.